Enterobius vermicularis (human pinworm) is the source of this 717-nucleotide messenger RNA. The record is from the annotation of a GenBank genome assembly. Lineage: Eukaryota; Metazoa; Nematoda; Chromadorea; Rhabditida; Oxyuridae.
AUGGUGCUUUCAGUUCUGGUUCAAAACAAAGCUUUUUUGAAACGUUUGAAAGAAUCAAAAUUUGAUCUGGCUUUUGCUGAGCACACGGGUCUCUGCAGUAUUGGACUGAUUCACGCUGCACAGAUUCCUGCCUGGAUAUGGAUGAACAACGCUGCCAUAAUCGACUACAUUGCAAACAUUGUUGGAUUACAUACUCCUAGCAGCUACGUGCCACCAAUACUUUCUCCCGUCAGCGAUGAAAUGACAUUCUUGGAACGGGUUCAGAGUUUUGCUACAUGGGCAGUCUUACCGCUUCUCUAUAAAAGAAUGAUCGCUUCUCCUCAGACAGAAAUCUUCAAACGAUAUAUUGAUCCAGAUUUUCCUGAUCUUGAGGAACUGGCAGCUAACUGUCCUCUAGUGAUGGUAAACUCUGACGAGGUGUAUGCAUUUCCUCGGCCAAUACUACAUAAGAUUGUUUACAUCGGUGGGCUAGGUAUACGGGAAAGCAUCGGAAAACCACUAACUGGGGUAGACAGCACAGGGGAAGGUGAAGCAGGUAAAGUGAGCAAAGCUGUUUGCCUCCAAAAUCGUUUAUAUGUAACAGGAAUCGUCACUGAAGCACCGUACUGCGUGGAGCAGUUAAGUGUGGAUUAUGCUGUGCUACAAAUUGUUCUAGCUUAUUCUCACUUAGUGCACCUCUGUUUCCGCGAGAUGGGGGAGAAACUCAAUUUGAUUUAA